UACACAACACUCAAAUAUGAAGACAAUUGUUUUUUUGUUUUUGUUCGUCAUAGCUUCGGCGGUUAAAUCCUUACCUGUGGUAUUAAAUAUAUCGGAACAAAAGCCAGACGACAACUCGAAAGCAGAAUACCAUUUGGAAAAUCAGAGACAACCGAGAGUGGAAGCUUAUCCUUUGUUUUUGGACUAUAAGGCGAAAGAACAGGCAAAAAAGCCUUUGCUUGGAAACGUUGGCCAAACUCUGUUUCCCAAAAACUUUUACAAAUUCUCUACCACAAAUGUAGUUGAAGAUCCAGCGAAAACAUCAGAAAAAACUACAUCCGUGGGGAAAAAGUUAUCAAAUACAAGGAGGCCUACUCCUUUCGACUUGAAAUUCUACCCAAAAGCCCAAAGUGAGUUUUAACUAGAAAGGAAAGAUAA
Messenger RNA from Drosophila bipectinata, 417 nucleotides. RefSeq lists its product as uncharacterized. The record is from RefSeq and is a predicted model, not a curated record. NCBI's taxonomy places the organism in Eukaryota, Metazoa, Arthropoda, Insecta, Diptera, Drosophilidae.